AGUUGAGCAACUGCACCGACAACACGGACGCCGAGGACUUUACUCACGUUUCCACGGCGGCAUCUUUCAGAAAAAUGUGUUUUGGACAUGAUUUUUUCUCCACCCUCUCCUCUGAUAGAGCAUUUAUUUGCAGGAAAGCCCCGAGGAUGAACUUUAUUUAGGACGCAUCACUGCUUCUGCAGGUGAUCUGAGGUCCAGCAGCUUCUUCUUCUUCUUCUUCAGCAGAUUAGCGCUCAUCGCUUCUGUUCAAGGGCCUGACGGAGGUGGAGGACGAUGGGGGCCGCCGGUGUUUCCCCCCUGCUGUGUCUCCACCUGCUGGGCUUCAUGUCGGCGGUGUCGCCCCUCAACCCGGACGACCCCAACGUCUGUAGCCACUGGGAGAGUUAUGCCGUGACGGUGCAGGAAUCGUACGCUCAUCCAUUCGACCAGGUUUACUACACCCGCUGCACCGACAUCCUCAACUGGUUCAAGUGCACCAGACACAGGAUCAGCUAUAAAACGGCGUACAGACGAGGAGUUAGAACGAUGUACCGACGGCGUUCUCAGUGCUGCCCAGGAUUCUACGAGAGUGGAGACCUCUGUGUCCCGUUGUGUACUGAAGAAUGUGCUCAUGGACGUUGUGUUUCUCCGGAUACCUGCCAGUGUGAACCAGGCUGGGGAGGCCUCGACUGCUCCAGUGGCUGUGAAAGCGACUUCUGGGGUCCCCACUGCAGUAACCGCUGUCAGUGUCGCAACGGCGCCAAAUGCAACCCGAUAACGGGCGCCUGCGUCUGCACCGACGGCUUCCAGGGCUGGCGCUGCGAGGAACCCUGUGAUCCCAACUUCUACGGGAAGGACUGUCUGCUGGAGUGCCAGUGCCUCAACGGCGCCACCUGCCAGCACCAGACCGGAGAGUGUCUCUGCGCUCCAGGAUACACCGGAGCCUUCUGUGAGGAACCGUGUCCUCCUGGUAAACAUGGUUCUCUGUGUGAACAACGAUGUCCCUGUCAGAACGGAGGAACCUGCCAUCACGUCACCGGAGAGUGUUCCUGCCCCGCCGGAUGGGUGGGUCCAGUCUGUGCCCAGCCGUGUCCGUUCGGAUCUUUCGGUAUCAACUGUUCUGAGGACUGUUUGUGUCGUAACGGAGGUCUCUGCGAUCACAUCAGCGGUCAGUGCCAGUGCACCGCCGGCUACAUCGGAGAGAGGUGUCAGGAGGAGUGUCCGGUCGGGACUUAUGGACCUCAGUGUGCUCAUAAGUGCGACUGUCAGAACGGAGCUAAAUGCUACCACAUCAACGGAGCUUGUCUCUGCAACGAGGGCUUCAAAGGUCCCAGCUGCCAGGACCGCUUCUGUCCAGCCGGACUCUACGGACUCAUCUGUGAUAAAUCCUGUCCCUGUAGGACCACCACCACCCUCAGCUGCCAUCCUCUGUCAGGUGAGUGCACCUGUGCAGCCGGGUGGGCGGGGCUUUACUGCAACGACACCUGUCCGUCAGGUUACUACGGCGAUGGCUGCAAGGAGACGUGCAGCUGCAUGAACGGAGCCGACUGCGACGGCGUCACCGGAGCGUGUAGCUGUGCACCUGGAUUCAUAGGCGACGACUGCUCCAUCAGCUGCCCUUCAGGCCUCUUCGGGACCAACUGCACCUCGUCGUGUUCCUGCCACAACGAGAUCUCCUGCUCCCACGUCGACGGAUCCUGCGUCUGUAAAGAAGGCUUCCAGGGCGUAGAUUGCUCCAUCCUCUGCUCCAGUGGAUUCUGGGGUCUGAACUGUAACCAGACGUGUCGCUGCAGCAACGAAGCUUCCUGUGAUCCAGUUAACGGGAGCUGCAGCUGCUCAGCCGGAUGGAGGGAGGAAUUCUGCGACGUUCCCUGUCCGGAAGGAUCUUUCGGUCUGGACUGCAGAGAACGCUGCGACUGUCUGAACUCUGACGGCUGCGACCCGGUGACCGGAUUCUGUCGCUGUCUGGCCGGUUGGACCGGCGUCCACUGCGACAGCGUUUGUCCGGAGGGCCGCUGGGGACCGAACUGUUCCUAUAGCUGCACCUGUGAGAACGGAGGAUCCUGCUCACCUGAGGACGGCACCUGCGUCUGCACACCUGGAUACCGAGGCACCAACUGCAGGAGAGCUUGUUCUCCGGGGUUCUUCGGCCAGCGCUGCAGCCAGUCGUGUCCUCAGUGCAUCCACAGCGACGGGCCGUGUCACCACGUCACUGGACGCUGCGAGUGUCUGUCUGGGUUCUAUGGGUCGCUGUGCAACCAAGUGUGUCGCAGUGGGAAGUUCGGUAAAGCCUGCAGCGAGUCGUGUUCCUGCACCAACAACGGAACCUGUAACCCCAUCGAUGGUUCCUGUCAGUGUUUCCCUGGAUGGGUCGGAGACGACUGUUCCAGACCGUGUUCUCAGGGCUCCUGGGGUCCAGACUGCAUCCACACGUGUAACUGUCACAAUGGAGCUCAGUGCAGUGCUGCAGACGGAGAAUGUAGCUGCAGCCCUGGAUGGACGGGACUGUACUGUACACAACGUUGUCCGACGGGUUUCUUCGGUUCUCAGUGUUCUGAAGUGUGUCGCUGUCAGAACGGAGCCGACUGUGAUCACAUCAGCGGUCAGUGUUCCUGCAGAACCGGAUUCAUCGGACCGAGCUGUGAGCUCAAGUGUCCCGCCGGUUCGUUCGGCUACGGCUGCCAGCAGCUCUGUGAAUGUCUGAAUAACGCCACCUGCGACUACGUUACUGGAACCUGUUACUGCAGCAUCGGAUUCAAGGGGAUCCGCUGUGAUCAGGCGGCCCUGACGAUGGAGGAGCUGAACCCGUACACUAAGAUCAGUCCGGCUCUGGUGUCGGAGCGCCAGUCGGCUGGCGCCGUCCUCGGCAUCGUCUUCCUGCUGCUGCUCAUCGUGGUCAUGCUGGGUCUGGUCGUCUGGUUCCGCUACCGGCAGCGGGAGAAGGGAGGUCAUGUUCCCAACGUCACCUACACCCCAGCCCUGCACAUCAACUCCACCGACUACUCCCUGUCAGCAGGUCUCCAGCGUUCAGGCCUCCUCUCCUCAGAGGAAUCUUCUCCCAGCAGCAGCUGCUUCUCCAACCCCAGUUACAGAACUCUGGGUCCCUGCAGCUACUCGGCUCAUUACGCCAAACCGGACAAGAGGAGCAGCAAGAUGAAGGUGAAGAAGCGCCACAGGAACAGCGCUCCAGAGUGGGGAGCUUACUGUAACCUCAGCGACAUGGGAGUUUAUUGCAUCGACCGGCGCUACAGCUACCACCUGGAGCCUUGCUACAGAGAAUACAUGAAGGGCUCGUUGUCCAGCACCUGCUCCCUGAACAGCGAGAAUCCCUACGCCACCAUCAACGACCCCCCGACUCUCUGCAAACACUCGGAGAGCAGCUACGUGGAGAUGAAGUCUCCGGCUCGCCACGAACACGUGACGCACUGCUGCUCGGCCGCCGCCAUCAUCACCACGACAACCAGCACCACGGCGCCCUCCAAGAACGUCUACGACAUGGAACCCACCAUCAGCAUCGUUCAGGGUUCUGGUACCAUCGUGGUUCCUGGUUACCCUCAGAACCCAUACGACCUGCCCAGGAACAGCCACAUCCCGAGUCACUACGACCUGCUGCCAGUUCGUCCGAGUCCUUCCCACAGCCAGAGUCCCCCCCUGCCCGGCAGCCCCACCAGCUCGCUGCUGUAGACCCACCCAGAGCUCCCAGUUCCAGCCGGAGCUCCCAGUUCCACCCGGAGCUCCCAGUCCACCCGGAGCUCCCAGUUCCACCCAGAGCUCCCAGUUCCACCCAGAGCUCCCAGUUCCAGCCGGAGCUCCCAGUUCACCCGGAGCUC
Messenger RNA from Amphiprion ocellaris (clown anemonefish), 3809 nucleotides. Its product is annotated as multiple epidermal growth factor-like domains protein 11. Gene Ontology annotation, cellular component: membrane. The coding region runs from base 274 to 3663 and encodes 1129 amino acids. Gene Ontology annotation, molecular function: protein binding. Lineage: Eukaryota; Metazoa; Chordata; Actinopteri; Pomacentridae. The record is from RefSeq and is a predicted model, not a curated record. The transcript has 26 exons.